ACAAUCACGCCAAAUUUUCAGUGUUAGAAAAUAGCAAAUAAAAAUUAAGUCUGAGAUCACAAGCCAUCAUCUAUUUACUUUUAUUUUAUAGAACUAAAGGAAAACAACUGCGAAAAUAUAAAUAUUCAUACUUUUCGAUUAUUUUGAGAAACUACUUAGCUGUUAGUGGGUAGAUAAAAGACAAAAGUCGUUGUUAUAAGAGCUAUUUUUAAUUAAGUAUUUUCAUUAACGUUAAACAUCUGAAAUGCGAAAUUAUUAAAAUAAAAUGCAGGAGAUACCGGAAUGUUUAAGCCGACGCUAUAAAGCGCUGGAUGAACUGGUCAAAGAGUUUGCUACUUCUGAAUCGAGGCCUAAUGCUGACUGCUCAACUGGGGACCCUAGUAUCAGGUUGCUAUGCAACUUUUGGGACAUACUUAAAGAAGAUCCUGAUGUUAAUCUAUCAGAAGCUGUGCAGCAACGUAUGUGUGCAAAUCCACAGAGAUGUACUUUAUUUGGGUCGCAUAAUAUCAAUUGUUAUAUGGCUGGAUGUUGUAAAAGGAACGAUGAUAAAAAACAAGAUACUAUAAAUAAAUGUAAAAGUACACGGAGUAAGCCAAGCAAAGAGAGUUCUGAAAAGAAUGUCUGUUGCGUAACACAAUCUACUGCACCAAGUAAUGAAUUACCUCUGAAUAAAGUUCUUUGUGACUUGAAACAGGCUGCUUCAUUUGAGAAGAAGUGUCAAAGUAAAGUAAACGAUUUAUUAGAAACGCAAAAACGGUUGCAAGAUCAAAUUCAAGUUUUAGAACAGAGAGAGAAAGAUGGUGUUCAGUUGCUAAAACAAGCUGAUUGCAUGUGGUCUUGUAUGGAAGAAACAUAUAAGAAGAAAAUAGGAGAAUCCUUAGAUAGACAAAAGGAAUUAUUAAAGCAGUUAAAAGAAGUAGAGACAAGUAAUAUGAAAUGGCGUAAAAACAAAAAGGAUUUAGAAUUCGAAAUAGACCAUGUUAAUAAAUGUCAACAAGAAAUAACAGAGAGGAUUAACCAAAAAACCAACGAUAUUAAAUGUAUUGAUGUGGAAAUCGAUGAUUUUAAAAAACGUAUAGAUAGUAAUAAAAAAGAUUUAGAAGUAGCGAAAAAAUCUUUCGGUACAAAAAAACAAGCUUCUAAAGCAAGAAUUAGUAAUAUACAACUAGAAGUAUCAAGGUUAGAGAAAGUUUUGAAAGAGGAGCAACAGUAUAAAGUAACAAAAGAAGAAGAAGCUGACAAGUAUGUAAAAGAAGCGAGACAAGACCUGCAAAAGUUGUGUAAAGUAUUGUUACAAAAGAAACUUGAAAGUGAAGAUAUGCGAGCUGAGAAAGAAGCGUUGCUAUUAGAAAUUGAAUUAUUAAAACAGAAUUGUGAUCAAUGUAAAGACAAAUGCAAAAAUAAGCAAGAAUCUAUUAACGAAGAAAUAAAAACACUAGAUAAAGAAAUUGCUGAAUUCAAAGUUAAAUGUAUAAGAUGUCAUGAAUGCACAGACACUUUGGAUAUAAGGAGGUUUUGUACUGAUUGUCCAAGAUGUGUUAAUGAAAGAGAUUGUUUAUAUGUGGGCGAUCAUUGUAUUCCAGAUAAUGCACUUGAUUGUGUUUGUACAACAGUAAAACAUAAACUUUUGGAUAAUGUUUUUGACAAUAUGUAUACGGUAUUGGAAAGGCAAGUGAAAUCAGGACCAGGAAAAGCAGUGGCUGACGUAGUUUUAAAUUGCUUAAAGAAAAGUAGAAAUGGAAAGUUGAAUGCAGAGACGAGGAAAAUUCUACAGGAUUUCAUUUUGACAACUGUUAAGAAGAAUUUGAAUCUGACUAUCGUCGGUGGAGCUGUUAAAACAAGAUGCGAGAUGGACCGUGAAACUUACAAGCAACUGAUGCUUUGUCUAAAACAAGUUAAAGUGACGAAACCGGUGAAAGUUGAUAAAGGAACAGAAUCUAAAAAGGAUCCCUGUCGACGUUGGGGUAAUAGUGAAUGUAAUUGUCCAAAAGGACCGAAAGAUUGUAUUUGUACCAAAAAAGCGCCACCACCACCAAAUGAACCAAAGACAUGCCCACCAACAACAGAAGAUAAAGAAGAUGCGGGCGAAGCCGUUGUAUGUCCCUAUAAAGAAUCUGCAGCAUGUGGUCCAGACUGUGCUAUGCAUGAAUUACCGGACUCUGUUGGUAGCGAAGUGGCAUCUUGGAGGCCUAAUCCUUGUCAAGGACCGUCUUGUCAUUUUAAAAAUAUGCGAGCAGCGCAAUGUGUCCUGGGCCAGGAAGGUCUGUCUACAUUUUCAAGUCCAAAAAUAUUAAGAGACGAGGAUCCAUCUAAAAAUAGCCAUUCGUCAACAGACCCUCAUGCUUCUUUUAAAGAUACCAAACAACUGAAAGCAGUAAAAGACAAAAUAAACGAUACAGAUAACUGCGAAAUGGUUGUUGAGCCUGUGGUUAGAAAUCAACAAUUAAAUGUUGUGCCUCACGAUAAAUACGAUCUAAUUGAUAAUAAUCCAAUUAUGCUAAAAUCAUUCUCUGGGGAUUUUUUAAAAAUAGCCUUAAAUAAAACAUUGGUAGAAGAGAUAAACAAACACCUACAAGAAGGUACUAAUGUCUUUGUGACUAUGGAAACUAAGUUUGGUCAGCCAGUGUUUAGCUUGCAAUCAGAUGCUACGAUAGCGGAUGAUCAAAAUAUAUUUUUACCAAAGAAAUCGCCAUCUGGUAACAUAACUCUUGAAGCAUAUAAGCCGAUCCGCAAACAUUCAUUUGAUAAUGCAUAUAGUAAAGAAUCGACAAAUGAGGAACACGAGGAAAUAAAAAACACUGAUAAAAGUUUUAAAGAUAAUUCUAGUCAACCUAGUAAAAGUAGUUUAAAAAAAUAUAACCUUUAUGAUACUAAAGAGCAUAAAAAAGAAUAUAAUAAUAACGGAAAUAAGAUAAAUAAUUUACACGAAGUAAAAUUUAAAGGAGUUAACAACUGCAAAGAUAAGGAAACAAUAUUUGCAAUUAAAGAAACGUCAUCCGACAACUUUAAAAUAGUGUUAGAUAAAGAAUUUGAAAUAUAUCACAAACAAGCUAUCAAAGAAUAUGAAGGAGAUAACAGUGUUCAAUUUGCUGAAUUACUGAAAACUAAUUCCGGGCAUUUUGUAAUAAAUUUUAGAGAAAAUAGUGACGAUGACAAAAAUAAGGUAUUGUUGAUUAAGACUGAAUCUGGAAAUAUUAAAGUACUAGUGGACAAGUCCAAAACAGACUCUCUUUUGACUAGAAAAGAUUCGAUAUCAUCUAACUUUGUAAUGACAGCUAAUGAUUUAAAUAAACUCUUAAUCAAAUCCCAAUCAAUAUCAAAGGAAGAUAUUAGAGAUAAUUCGAAAGUUACCAAAUUACCAGUUACAAUUAAGUCUUUGAGUGACUCAAAAUUGUACAAAAAAGAUAAGUCUGAUUUAUUAGACCAAAAUAAACAGAAAUAUCAAAAGGACUAUCCAGGGGGUAAAAAAUUUGCAUGCAAAGAGAUUGCAACAUCUUGUAAUGGUCAAUACAAAGAUAAUUUAUGUGAUAAAAGUAAAUGUAUUUGUAAAAAUAUAUGUUAUAAAUCAAAGCAAUGGCGUUGGGAAAAUUCUGACCAUAAAAACAUGAAUAUUCAGUGUGAUACUAGUGUAAAAUCAAAACAAAACUCAUCUAACAGCUUGAAAUACAGUGACUUAAUGCGUAAAAGAUCGGAUUUAAGCAACGCAGAAUUUAAAUUUCUUAAAACACCAGCUGAACAGUCGAAUAAUGUCCGAAAUAAAUACCAGCCAGGAACUGAGUCUUGUGGCUGUAGUUUAAGCGUGUCAAAAGAAACCUAUAACAACGUUGUUGAUGGUAGCUGUUCUCAACCUUGUUAUAAAUAUAUGUCUAUAUCGAAUGAACAUUUAGAUACUGACAAUUAUAAUAAAGAACAAUCCAUUAAAGCAUAUAAUAAAAAUAAUAGACAAGAGAUUAAAAGAACAUGUAAUGAUAGCGAACAUUCCUGGGACACUCUAGAAUAUUUUCCUCCGCAAUUGCCUCCUUUUUUAAGAGAUUUUAAUUAUUCUUAAUAAUAUUUAUAUUUUUGUUUCGAAUGAUCUUGAAAGAUCGAAUG
Molecule: messenger RNA, 4092 nt
Organism: Vanessa atalanta (red admiral)
Lineage: Eukaryota; Metazoa; Arthropoda; Insecta; Lepidoptera; Nymphalidae
Exons: 13
Coding region: 266-4048 (1260 amino acids)
Source: RefSeq, a predicted model, not a curated record